Cyclopterus lumpus (lumpfish) is the source of this 2343-nucleotide messenger RNA. It is a transcript of the gene gask1a, whose product is annotated as golgi associated kinase 1A. Gene Ontology annotation, cellular component: Golgi apparatus. The record is from RefSeq and is a predicted model, not a curated record. The transcript is spliced from 6 exons. Lineage: Eukaryota; Metazoa; Chordata; Actinopteri; Perciformes; Cyclopteridae. Bases 1 to 1989 code for a protein of 662 amino acids.
AUGUCGGCCUGGCGAGCGUGGUCGAAACUCUGCUGCGGUCAAAAGUGGCUGCUCCUCCUGUCCCCGCUCGUCUUCCUCAUCCUCGCCAUCUCUGUGAUGACGACGACUCUCCCCAUCCCUCUGCACGACGUCGACUGGUGGUCCUCCCGAGCCCUGAGCUCCGCCGGGGAGUCCCGUUCCAGGCUGGGCGUCGUGGAGCACCCUCCGGCCGCCGCCGCCGCCUCCCAGCGGACGCUCGCUCCCGUCCACAGGGGAGUCAGGAAAUCUGGCGCUCGGGAAGAGACGUCUAAAACUCUGCCGCCACCAGAAACUCUCGAGGAGGAUGCUGGCGAUAACAAAAAUGGCGUAAAAGAGAGGAGAAAGAAACACAAAAACAAAGGCAUCGCCUCCAAAAGAAAGGAGAAGGCAGGCACCAUUCGGCACCCAACAAGCCAUCAGCGUCUCCGUUUCCCAGAGAGUACAUUCAACACAGGGCCACAGCAUAGAAUUAAGCCAAGCAACCACAGCGUUGUGGUGAAGCACACUGCACAGACCAACAUUCAUCUUGAAAGGGGCAAAUCCACAGCAGCACUUAUCCCUGCUCCGGCACACGGCCUCGUGAAUGGCAGACGGGCUGCAGACAGACAGGCAGACAGACGGGACAGGGAUGCAGACUCGCUAAUACAUGGUGGCCCUGCAAGUGCAAAGCUAGCUGAGCAUCAGCAGGCUUUGGGAAAACACAGACAAGCAGCAAUGCACUUUGGGAAAUCUGUUAAAGUGGGUAAGGAGCCGCAGGCUGUGAAAAAGCCCUCCGGGGAUCUAAAAAAACACCAUAAUCUCUCAGAGCAUCACCUCAUAGAGAGUCCCGGGUCGUUGAACCGCAGGAAGGCUUUGUCCGAACCAGAUGCGGCCGCGAGGGAAGAUGGCGACGGCUGGUGUCGGCGCUUCAGAGACCAGGACUUCCCAGACGCCGACCGCAGGGGGAUCAGGAUUAGUCCUGAUCUCCGGCUUCUCCCCUGGCUCAGCCGGGAUGACGUCCAGAAGAUGGAGCUCCUAGCUGAGGGCGUGGUGGUCAGCAAGGCCAGGGUGCCCGCUCACGGACAGGUGCUCCGAGUGGCGCUGGAUACUCCAGCACACCAGCAGCCAUCUUAUAAGAGGGGUUCCCCUGAGCCUGGACCUGGCCAGAGACGUCCGGGAACCCACGGUGAGCGCUGCCAGCAGGGGCACUGCUCCCUAAUCAAACGCACCGACGACUGGUUCGAAGUGUUGGCCUUCCACCUGGACAGGGUGCUGGGCCUCAACAGGAGUCUCCCUGCGGUGCUGAGGACAUUCCGCAGCGAGAUUCUGCCGUAUCGGUACAUCAGCGGCGCUCCCCGACCCGUGGUGUGGUGGGAUCCGGAUAUUCAGCACCUUGCCGAUGAGGACAACGACCAGAACUCGGUGCCGCUCAGCUGGGCCCAGUACCAGAAGCUGCUGCGGCUCCGCUGUGGGAGGGAGGCUGACCUGAGGUCAGCGGCGUGCGUGGGAGUUCACCACUCAGAGUGGGGGACACUGGCUCUCUUUGACUUCUUAUUGCAGGUGAACGACCGGCUGGACAGGUACUGCUGCGGUUUCACUCCCGAUCCCACAGAACUCUGUGUGGAGAACCUUCUCCACGCCAAGUGUGGCAACCCCAAGGACCUGCUGCUGGUUCACAUCCUGGUGAGGAAGGCAGAUCCCUCCAGACUGGUCUUCAUAGACAACGCCGGCAGACCACAGCAGUCCACCAACAACCUCAACUUCCGGCUGGUAGAGGGCGUUGACGAGUUUCCAGAGAGAGCGGUGUCGGUGCUGCAGUCGGGCUGCCUGGAGAGUCUUCUUCUACGCUCCCUUUACACGGACAGGGAAUUCUGGGACAGCAAAGGCGGGGCCAGCGGUCUCCGGCCUCUCAUCCGCACUCUGGAGCACAGAGGGAAGAUUCUCCUCCGGCACAUCAGAGACAUGAAACUCCAGCUCAAGAGGGACCUGUGACGGAGCUGAACAAGUGGAUCACAUAAUUCAGGUUAAUAAGAGUUGCAAUGGUUCAGCUAGAGCAACGCUUACCUACGACAUUGGUGAUAUUAGAUGUCCAACUUAAAUCAAAAAAAGGUCAAACAUCACUUCACAUGUGAUUUUCAAACGUAUUAUUCAUAUUUGGUUUACUUUGGAAAUUCUGAGCGUGCCCAUGAUUGAGAGAUUGCCUCCACACCUCGAGCUCGGUUCUGUUUCGUAGCGUGAGGUCCAACCUGCUGUCAACUUGAUGAUUACUGUUCGAUGCGAAUGUGCUUCAAAUGAAGUGCUUUUAAUGAAUAUUCGCAAAGAAUUCUAAUUUUACAGCCAAACCAA